GUGCCACGACAAAUCCGACAGCAGCGUGGUGAAUGUUUGUCUAGACUGGAGCAUCGACAACUUUCCCUUUCUGCGUAGUAAAACGACUUUCUUAUCAUCCCGUGGUAUUUCCAUGGCAGAAUUGGGACUGCAUGGACAUGAUGCUCGCUGGAUUCUGAUGGUCAAGCCGUGCCACAUUGUCAGUGAGAAUUGCGAAGGGAAGACGACUGGCCGAAAGAGCAGCACUAGCGCGAGGAAAUCGACGACACCGGUGCAAGACGGUUUACAAUCACAUCGUGCUGCCGUUUACGUAUCCCUUUUGAAUUCCCCUAAUCCUAAUGACGACUACAGCGGUGACGACGAAUUUCCAGCUGAAAUAACGAUAAUGGUUCUGAACAAAGCCGGGGAAUGUGCCUACACCGUGGGAGAAGAGCGGCUGGGACGCACGUUCGCUGCCAACAGUGCCACCUGGGGUUUCGAAGGCAGCGGUAUACCGCACACUCGUCUCUUCGGGGCCGCUCGUCAUUGUCUUCUGGUCAACGGCACCCUCAUCCUUCGCUGCCAGAUCCGUUUCCUGAUCGAACGACCGUCUCGCACUAUUUCCAAAGAUCUGCCCGGCAGUAUGGUUCCGCAUCCGCUGCACGAAGCCGCGCUGCUACGCUACCGUGACCUGUAUCACUCCCGGGAAUUCGCCGAUUUCACCCUGUUGUCCAACGAUGGUCAGGCGAUUCCCGUCCACCGCGGCAUUCUGAGCGCCCAUUCACCCAUGUUCGCGCUGAUCUUCGACGAGGAGGAAGCCGAUGCAUCCGCCACCCGCGAGAUGGCUGAUUUGAACGGGGAGGUUUUGGACAUUUUGCUGGAGUUCAUUUAUUACUCUGGUGUCGAGCGGGUGGAGCCGGUCGCUGAGCCGUUGUUGGUGGCGGCAGCCAACUAUGAGAUUGAUGAUUUGAAGGAUAUCUGCGAGGGGCAUUUGGUGAACGCGGUCAAUUCGAAAAGUGCUGCACGUUUGCUGGUGCUUGCAGAGGAGUAUGAACUGGAGACCUUGGAAAAGGCCUGCAUGGAAUUUAUUACGAAAGGAGAGGAGUUUGUCUUGGAAGGGGGUGACAGAGAGAAAGUGGUCAGUACGGCGCUGGUGAAAAAGAUUGUGCGUCAUUGCUCGGUUCAACAUGCCAAGCCGGGGAAAAGUGACAAAAUCAAGGAGGAGUGGGAUGAAUGAGAAUCCAUCUUUUCAGUGAUCUUUUUUUGGUGAGAGUCAGUUAUUCUUACCCCAAGUUUGUACAAUAUAUUAUAAAGUUUUGAAUCUUUGUGAUACGCAAUCUUUCAAGGGUUACAUAUAUUAUUAUUGCUAUAUUACCUUGUCUGCUCGGCAGUCCCAGAGUUUUAAAUGUUUUAGAUUAAUGGAAGCUGCCGUGAGAUGCCGUUGGCCCCUUUUACAGUAUUAUACUAUUUGCUUCAAGUUCAGUGGCUUUCUUUAAUAAAUUAAA
Paramacrobiotus metropolitanus is the source of this 1463-nucleotide messenger RNA. Its product is annotated as speckle-type POZ protein-like. The transcript has 2 exons. Gene Ontology annotation, biological process: regulation of proteolysis; proteasome-mediated ubiquitin-dependent protein catabolic process. The record is from RefSeq and is a predicted model, not a curated record. The coding region runs from base 113 to 1195 and encodes 360 amino acids. Gene Ontology annotation, cellular component: cytoplasm. Lineage: Eukaryota; Metazoa; Tardigrada; Eutardigrada; Parachela; Macrobiotidae. Gene Ontology annotation, molecular function: ubiquitin protein ligase binding.